Molecule: messenger RNA, 2624 nt
Organism: Rhinichthys klamathensis goyatoka
Lineage: Eukaryota; Metazoa; Chordata; Actinopteri; Cypriniformes; Leuciscidae
Gene: dars2
Product: aspartyl-tRNA synthetase 2, mitochondrial
Exons: 17
Coding region: 238-2346 (702 amino acids)
Biological process (GO): aspartyl-tRNA aminoacylation
Cellular component (GO): cytoplasm; mitochondrion
Molecular function (GO): nucleic acid binding; aspartate-tRNA ligase activity; ATP binding
Source: RefSeq, a predicted model, not a curated record
GCGCCUGGCUCAAUGUAGCACACGGAUCCACUUCGCAACUUUCAUGAUUCAGAAUGUCAUUGAAAAUCCAACCCGAUUAAGAUUUAUUUUGAUGAACUUAUUGUCAUAUGUAUUUAUAGAUUGACGUAUGUACAAUAUUAACGAAAGGAAAGAACAACAAAGGUGACCGUCAGUGUUACAUUACCUGCAAUAAUGUAACUGGAUUUAUGUAACUACAACCGCGUACACAAAGAAGACAUGUACAAAACAUGUACACAGUCAAGUGGAAUAUCAGCUCUGAAAUGUAUAUUUUCAAAGAGAUUAUUGGUUAAAUGUAGCCAAAGACACCAAGACCUCUCAUACCGGACAAUGGCAAACAAAUACAGAUUAUUUUUUCUUAGAUCAUCCCAGCAGGUGUUGAGGUGUGUGUACAGCACGAGAUCAGUACCUUCCAUAAAUCAAAUUUACUCCACAAAACCAUCUCUUCCUCCAAACUCUUUGGCAUGGGCUUAUGAAUUCUCCAGAACCUGCUCUACUUACACUUCAGGUCAAAGCAGUUUUUCACAGAGAAGCCACACAUGUGGAGAACUGUGCUCCAGUCAUAUAGAUGAAGAAGUUACUUUAUGUGGCUGGAUUCAAUACUUGAGGCAAGAUCUUUUUGUGAUCUUGAGAGACUUCAGUGGAUUGGUGCAAAUUCUUAUCCCACAGGAUGAGUCUAAAUCUGAACUGAAGAAUGCUUUUCUUGGCCUCACGGUGGAGUCGGUCAUCAUGGUCAAAGGACGGGUCAGGCGUAGACCAGAGGGACAGGAGAAUAAGACCAUGUCCACUGGAGACAUUGAGGUCUGUGCUGAGAGCAUGAAAGUGCUGAAUACCUGCAGAAAGCUGCCGUUUGAGAUUAAAGAAUUUGUCAAAAAAUCCGAAUCCCUCAGGAUGCAGUAUCGUUAUCUUGAUCUUCGGUCAACCGGGAUGCAGUACAAUUUAAGACUGAGAUCACAAAUGGUGAUGAAAAUGAGGGAGUACCUUUGCAAUUUGCAUGGAUUUGUGGAUGUGGAAACACCAACGUUGUUUAAAAGAACACCUGGGGGUGCCAAAGAGUUUGUGGUGCCAUCUGGAGACCCUGGGAAGUUCUACUCUCUUCCUCAAAGCCCACAGCAGUUCAAACAGCUUCUUAUGGUGGCUGGCAUAGACCGGUACUUUCAGCUCGCUCGCUGCUACAGAGACGAGGGCUCCAAGCCUGACAGACAGCCUGAAUUCACACAGGUGGAUAUUGAGAUAUCCUUUGUAGACCAGGCUGGAGUCAUGAGUUUGAUUGAAGGCUUGGUCCAGUACUCCUGGCCAGAGGACAAAGGACAGAUUAAUGUUCCCUUUCCCUCCAUGACUUAUGAGGAAGCCAUGAGAGACUACGGAGUUGACAAACCAGACACUAGAUUUGGGAUGAAGCUUGUGGAUGUCACCACAGCAUUCCAGGGAACGCAAAUCGAGUUCAUCAAAGAUGCACUUCUUGAACCUGGUGGCUGCAUUCAGGCUAUCUGUGUCCCAGAAGGAAUGAAACACCUGAAGGGCAAAGACUUCGAGUUCCUCAAACAAGCAGCCAAGGCACAGUAUGGUCAGGAGGUGAGCGUGGCUCCAGUAAGGGCAGAUGGUUCACUGAAAUCCCCUCUCAGCCGGCUGCUCUCGGACACGGCCAAACAGCAGCUGCUCCAGAUGGCCCAGGCCAAUGCUGGAGACCUGAUCUUCAUCACGGCCGGACCCCGGGAGAACGUGCGCCCUCUGCUGGGGAAGGUGAGACUGCAGUGCGCUGACCUGCUUGAGCACUAUGGUGUGCCUGUUCGUGACCCCUCUGUCUUUCACUUCUUGUGGGUGGUGGACUUUCCCCUCUUCUUACCCAAAGAGGAUGAUCCAGAGAUGCUUGAGUCUGCCCACCAUCCCUUCACGGCUCCAGUCCCCGAGGACGUCCAUCUGCUCUACACCCAGCCCUACAACGUGCGUGGCCAGCAUUAUGACUUGGUGCUGAAUGGCUGUGAGAUUGGAGGAGGUUCAAUUCGAAUCCACAAUGCCUCUCAGCAGCUGUAUAUCCUGGACACGAUUCUCAAGGAAGACCCAUCACUUCUUGCUCAUCUAUUGGAGGCUCUGGACUCCGGGGCCCCUCCUCAUGGUGGAAUCGCGUUAGGGCUGGAUCGACUGGUUUCCAUCAUUGUAGGAGCUCCCAGUAUCAGAGACGUCAUAGCUUUUCCAAAAUCCUUCAGGGGCCAUGACCUCAUGAGUCACGCUCCAGACUUCGUCUCUGAAGAAGAUCUGAAGCCGUACCAUAUUUCUGUGGUCUGGCCAAGCACAGAUACAGGGGGUCAGCAGGACAACUCAAUGUAAGCACUAAAAUGGUUAAUAUGUGUAUGAAGUUCAGUGUCGCCAUCUGUGCCCACGCUGGUGAUGGACUUCAGAGCAGAAGCAGCAGGAUCACUUCCUGUCCUGAGAGAAUUGAGCACCAUCUUCUGAGUGAAGGCCAUGUCUGUGUCCUCUACAUCACGAAACUCUUCUCAUCUGCUGCAUGAACAGAUCAGUCAUGUCAUAUAAUUGCUCUGUAAUUAGUGUUUUCAACUGUACAUUUUGUUAUUACAUUUGUUUUAGUGGAAAAACUAUGAAAUCCA